UAUGUAUGUUGAGGCCCAAAUAACUUCCCUUUUUUUCCAUGUCCUAAAUUAAAAAUUCAAAGGAGUAAAAAACAGAAGCUUUUUUUGGUCAGCUGAAUUUUAAGAAGAGGAUGUCGAAGAAGAAGACUGAUCCAAAAGGUGGAAAUACAGAAGCAUUGUUGUUUAUAUCAUCAUUGAAAGCUCUUACUCUUCAUCUAAUUUGUGGAUUAGGCUUAAUUUCUGCUUUCUGGGUAGGUAAUCACAUCUACUCACUCCAUCUCAUCACCCAUCCAUCCCAAACUCUUCGUCUGAUUUCGGUGUUUCUGACUCCAGUACUGAUUCUUCUGUACAGUUACCUUCGGCAUGAUAGGAACCAAUGCUCAUAUGUUAAAGCUGUAGGACGAGGUUUGCUGGCGCUUCCUGCUGGGGCCGUGGUAAUUGCACUCGGAGCUACUAUAUUAGGAGCACCUGUUGGUUUCGAGUAUGUAAUCCUGUACAUUCAUUGGUCUCUUCUGAUGUCAUUACUCACUUUUGUACCAGCGGCUUGUGUUUUUGGCCCAUCAUGGAGUGAUUGGCACCGAAUAUUUGCUAGAACAAAGGAAAAUGAGUCCACAGACUAUAUGAUCUCUCUACCUGCUCAUGGAGCUGUUAUUGGAGCGUGGUUUGGUGCUUGGCCAAUGCCACUUGAUUGGGAAAGCCCAUGGCAGGAAUGGCCUAUUUGUGUGACUUAUGGAACUAUAGCUGGUUACCUCGUGGGGCUUGUGGCAUCAUCGGGCUGCAUUUUCUUCCGUAACCACCAGCAGCAUCUAAAAGAAGAGUAGUGUCUGGCUUCUGGGAAUCAGCCAAGGAAGGCCCAUGAUACUACAACAAUAGUCUUGGGACGAAGUUGGGCCUUUGUUCUUCAGUUGCAGAGAAAUAUGGAAGUAAUAUGAUAUCCAAUUUUGCUCUCUUCGUAAUUUCACUAUCUUUUUCUUUAAUCAACUAUAAUUCGUUUUUAGUUGUAAUUCUUUUUGGCAAAUUGUGAAAGACACUCAAGAGGAGAUAAUGAAGUUCGUAUAGAAGAAUAAUUUUCCAAAUGGGAAGGGGCUUACAAGGUGGAGAAUCAAAUACUCAUCAUCUAGGUGAAAGUUUAGGUAUUUGUUGUAACCACACGGAAGAGCCCAAACCCAAUUCAAAAGAUUAGUAUGAUAGGUGACAAAACCUAUUUAGCCUAUAAAUUCAUUAACAUUUUUCUAUUUUUUUAAUGUAGGAUAAUACAUAACACUAUUUAACCUGCUUUGAUAGGUGGGAGAACCUAUUUAACCUAUAAAUCCA
Molecule: messenger RNA, 1293 nt
Organism: Capsicum annuum
Lineage: Eukaryota; Viridiplantae; Streptophyta; Magnoliopsida; Solanales; Solanaceae
Product: phosphatidylinositol-glycan biosynthesis class F protein-like
Exons: 8
Coding region: 111-800 (229 amino acids)
Biological process (GO): GPI anchor biosynthetic process
Cellular component (GO): endoplasmic reticulum membrane
Source: RefSeq, a predicted model, not a curated record